AUGCAAAUCAUCUUUAAGUCAAAUAAGUCUUUCUGUAAUAUCGUUUGUUAAAGCCCUAUAAUAGUAGUGAAAGUUUUAAGUUAAAAAUCAUACGUGAAUUUUUUUAUUUCAUAAUAAGGAAAUUUCUAAAGAUCAAAGUUUUACAAAUCUUCUGUAAUGAGUAAUCCAAAUCAUACAAGAAAAUACAAGAUUUUACCAAUUGAGAAUAAUACUUAAUUAUAAUUUAUUAUCCUAAAAAAAGAAAAAAGAAUAGUUUUCUAAGAAUUUAAUUUAUUUCUUAAUUUGAUUACGAUUUUCAUUUCAUAAAUUAAGUUCCCUUAAAACAUAUUAUUUAUUUAAGAAAUGAUAAGAAUAUCGACUUGCAAAGGCGAUUAAAGCAUUGAUCAAGAUAAUGAAAUCAAUUGGUGUUUUGAGUAACUGUAAACAGAAGUUAGUGCUAAAAGACAUGAAACUAAAAUAAGAACAGAUAAAAAUAACAAUGAAAUCAAUGGUUAGAACAAAAAAUUCUCAAUAACCUUUAGAGACGAGAUUUUUCCAAAAGAAGGUCUUGCAGAUGUUUAAAUAGUUGAAAAUUGGAAAAUUUAUAAUGUAAAUUAAGAGAGAACAGCAGCAAAUGAUUGUUCGUGUUAAAUCUCAUGA
This is a messenger RNA of Paramecium tetraurelia, 639 nucleotides long. RefSeq lists its product as uncharacterized. The transcript has a single exon. The record is from RefSeq and is a predicted model, not a curated record. NCBI's taxonomy places the organism in Eukaryota, Ciliophora, Oligohymenophorea, Peniculida, Parameciidae.